GAUAGACAAAACGAUUAAAUAAAUAUUUCAAUUUUAAGGACAGAGCAAUCUCGCCGAACGGCCAGUCAAUAAUUCUGACUGAUUCUGACCUUCGAAACCUGCUCAACAAGUGUCUUAUAUACACAUAUCGAAUAAAACAGUUUGAAAUAAUAUAUCAAGUGAUCAAAAAUUGAUGUGUACCACGCGUGAUAAAUCUCUGGUUAUAUAAGGGAUUAUAGGUGAAAUAAAAUUAGAGGGAGAAAGUGAAAGAACCGGUGAACGAGGAGAAAUUUUUCCGAGAGUGAUCUAUGAUUAAGUAGAUCGAUUAGAAAUCGCAGUAUAAUAUUUCGAGAGCACGUUGCAACAUGUGUACGAGUUUCGAAUAGGCAAGAAAAAGUAUCUGUACGAGAUAAAGUUGCCCUAAACAUUUACAAAGAGAUAACGAGGCUUGCUGAAUUGGAAAUUGGUUUGCUCACUCGCUUGCUGGAUCUUUUAGAUCAGUCUGUCCGUAUCAACCGACGAGCACGCUACAUUUACAAUGACCGAGCAAACGAAAAACACCGUCAUUAAUUUUGGUGCCGGACCGGGUAAACUUCCACACGAGGUAAUGCGAGAAGCACAGAAGGAAUUUCUCGCAUUUGGUAACACUCAAAUCAGCAUUUUGGAGUUAAGUCAUAGAUCAAACGAAUUCAAAAAUGUUGUCGAAACUGCUCAGGCAACUUUGCGCGAAAUAUUCCACGUCCCCGAUAAUUAUAAAAUUUUAUUUAUGCAAGGCGGAGGUACAGGCCAAUUUGCGGCCAUUCCAUUAAACAUGAUGACUACUGGUACUGCAGAUUAUAUAGUGACUGGAUCGUGGUCGGCUAAGGCGGCUAAAGAAGCAGCAAAAUAUGGCAAUGUAAAUUUAGUUCUGCCAAAAACAACGAAAUACACCGAGGUUCCGGAUCCAUCUACAUGGAAUUUGGAUCCAAAUGCAUCAUAUGUUUAUUAUUGCGCCAACGAGACGAUUCAUGGAAUCGAAUUCAAUUAUGUUCCCGAGACAAAUGGAGUACCUCUUGUUGCCGACAUGUCGUCGAACAUUCUAACGAGACCUGUAGAUAUCUCUAAAUUUGCACUGAUAUACGCGGGUGCCCAGAAGAACAUUGGUCCGGCAGGUGUGACGCUCGUUAUAGUGCGUGAUGAUGUUCUAAACCAGGCUGUGAAAGUCUGUCCAACAGUGCUGGAUUACACUGUUAUGGCAGCUGAUAAUUCCUUGCACAACACACCGCCAGUAUUUCAAAUAUACAUGGUCGGAUUAGUGUUCCAAUGGAUCAAAGAGCACGGAGGUGUUGAGGGAAUGGAAAAAUUGGCAAUCAUAAAGAGUCAGAAAAUAUACGAGGUGAUUGAUCAGUCUAAAGGAUUUUAUACUUGCCCAAUCAAGUCUGAUGUGAGAAGUAGGAUGAAUGUGCCAUUUAGAAUAGGCAAAGAUGAUGAGGAGCUUGAGAAGAAAUUCCUUCAAGGCGCAAGUGCCCGCGGAAUGCUUCAGUUAAAAGGUCACAGGACUGUGGGUGGUAUUCGAGGAUCAUUUUACAAUGCUGUUACUGUAGAUGAAGUAGAGAAACUUGCAGAAUACAUGAAAUUGUUCUACCAAGAGCAUUGCAAUGAAGUUUAGGUAUAGUAUAGGGAAUCUUAAUAAAUAUAUUUUAUAAAAAAUAGUCUGUAGCUACAUAUGCACCACAUAUAUAAUAUUUUUGCAAGCUUUGUAUACAGACAUUUAUAUUUUUUAUAUCGUUUUCUUUAUGAUUAUUCAAAUAUUAGGAAAGUUGGUAUUUAAUAACAUUCAUUAUAUUGUUGCACAUUGUUUUCAAUUUUAGAAAGAUACAUUUUCCUCUUUUAUACUUGUUGAAUAAAUUUUCAAUGUAUCAAUUACUGGAUUAUAGAAA
Megalopta genalis is the source of this 1898-nucleotide messenger RNA. Its product is annotated as phosphoserine aminotransferase. Gene Ontology annotation, molecular function: O-phospho-L-serine:2-oxoglutarate transaminase activity; pyridoxal phosphate binding. The record is from RefSeq and is a predicted model, not a curated record. Gene Ontology annotation, cellular component: cytoplasm. NCBI's taxonomy places the organism in Eukaryota, Metazoa, Arthropoda, Insecta, Hymenoptera, Halictidae. Gene Ontology annotation, biological process: L-serine biosynthetic process.